AUGGACAAGGGAAGCCAUGAGGAGAACAACGACAUCAUCUCUGGAGAUUUCAUGGCGAAAAGGAAACGAGGUCGCCCGAGAAAACACAUGAAGCUAGGCUCGAACAACGAGCAGUCUCUUGGUCAUCCUCCUCCAGGGUUUAGCAGGAGUCAGCAGCAGGCUCAGCAGAGAGACAACGAUGAAGCUAUGGUUGGACAACCGGUUAGUGGCGUGAUUGAGGCAACAUUUGAAGCCGGGUUCUUACUUUCGGUUAAGUUUGGGAAUUCAGACAGAAUGCUUAGAGGUGUUGUGUUCAAGCCUGGUCGAUGCGAUCCUGUAUCUGUUGAUAACGAUAUUGCUCCUGAUAUUCCAAUGAUUCGAAGGAACAACAACGUCGUGCAUCAUCAAGGCUCAGCUAAAGGAGGUCGCAAAUCUAGAUUCCGGGAGAAACGUGGUAGUAAUGUUAAAAGCAGAGCAUUGGUUCCUGUCCCGAUUCAGCCCGCUCAUUCGACAAUACCCAAGAAUCUUUUGGUUCCUGUCGUCCUUCAGCCUGCCAAUCUACAGAAUGGUGGCAGACAGGUCCCAGUCCACCAUGGUCCUAUGCAGACCGAGACCGGGUCUCAAGCGAGUGGAGGGAGUAAUGGCAAGCCGUUUGAGACUCUGCUUACACAGGUGAUGAAGAAAAGUCAAGUCCAUCACGCAGCACAGUCCAUUGAAGCCGAGUCAGACGAGCAGGCUCUGUCUAUCGAGCCAUUGCAGGCGAUACACCCAGUUCAUCCAGUACAUGUGCCAAAACCAAUGCCGAGUUAUGGACAAGGCAAUAUGACAGAACUCCUUCAGGCCGUGCAGGGGAAUGUGAGAGAGAGCCCUUUUUCUCAAGGACAAUGA
This is a messenger RNA of Arabis nemorensis, 867 nucleotides long. Lineage: Eukaryota; Viridiplantae; Streptophyta; Magnoliopsida; Brassicales; Brassicaceae. The record is from the annotation of a GenBank genome assembly.